AUGUCCCUCCGUGUCCUCCGUGUCCUCUGCCGUCCUCUGUGUCCUCUGCCGUCCUCCGUGUCCUCCGUGUCCUCUGCCGUCCUCUGUGUCCUCUGCCGUCCUCCGUGUCCUCUGCCGUCCUCUGCCGUCCUCCGGUGUCGUCAUCAGAAGCGUCGCAGCACCACUAAAGUUCGCAACAGUCCCGGCGCUAAAGUCCGAGUGACGGCGAAGGGGAAGGCCGCCGGUUCAAGAGCCGCUACGCCGACGGUCGGAGUCGCCAAGAGAGCCAUGGCCUACCGAGCCAAGCAGGACGUGUCCGACUCAGACGAGGAGAAGAGCGACUCGUCCGACUCUGACGAAGAUGACGAGACGUCAGGAAGCAGCGAUAGCGACGACGACGACGAUGAGAACGAGGACGAGGAUGACGAGGACGAUGAAGAUCAGUCCUCCUCUGAGGAAUCCAGUGACUCAGACUCUGACUAGCCCCGCCCCCUCAUUGGAGAGGACAGGCUGUGCAGGCCACGCCUCCUCACAUACCAAUCAUCCAGGCGGACCAAUGAGAACGGGCAACGCCUCUGAAGGGGGCGGAGCCUGACGGAGCGUUUUGUUACUCGUGUGUUUGUUUUUAUCGAGUGUUUGUUGGUUUUUAUCGGAACGUUUCAGUCGGGUGGAGAGCUGUUUUUCUUUUGUUUUUUGCAACGGCGGGGGGGGGCGGGGCUUGUACAGAGUUUGACAGGCAGAGGGGGGGUGGAGCCUAUUGGUUGUCAUUUGUUACCGCUGAGGGAGGAGCCAGCGCUCGGCCUCCAAUCAGCUGCCUGCCUGAGAAAAUUAACAAAUAAAUGCACUUUUUCUCA
Sebastes umbrosus (honeycomb rockfish) is the source of this 833-nucleotide messenger RNA. Its product is annotated as nucleolin-like. The transcript has 3 exons. Bases 1 to 462 code for a protein of 153 amino acids. The record is from RefSeq and is a predicted model, not a curated record. Lineage: Eukaryota; Metazoa; Chordata; Actinopteri; Perciformes; Sebastidae.